This is a messenger RNA of Octopus bimaculoides (California two-spot octopus), 2295 nucleotides long. Its product is annotated as dymeclin. NCBI's taxonomy places the organism in Eukaryota, Metazoa, Mollusca, Cephalopoda, Octopoda, Octopodidae. Gene Ontology annotation, biological process: Golgi organization. Gene Ontology annotation, cellular component: Golgi apparatus. The record is from RefSeq and is a predicted model, not a curated record.
GACAGUGUUUGUUGAAAGUAAUCUCCCCUCGCUUUCUCUACCGGAAAUAGGUGGAGCAGAUAAUGACGUGGAUUCCUCAAGUUACGAAGAUCCACCAAAACAAAACCAAUUUUUGGUUAAGGUGAUUUAUAACAACCAUCUCCUCCACUAAGAUCUAUGUCCUGUUGAUUGCUCAACUUUUGUGUUUUGAAUUAUGGGAGCAGCUGGGAGUAGCUUCAGUGAUCUUCCCACCAAUGAAUACUUGAAACAGUUGUCAGGAAAUAAGUCUCUGUCAUCAAUUGACCCCUUCUGGAACCAGUUGUUAUCUUUUUCUUUCCUCUCCCCAUCAUCCAGUGCAGAUGCCAGGCUCUUGGAGGAAUCUACUUCAUCAAUAUGUAAAAAUUUAGCCAUCAACAACUUCCAGACUGGCAAUUUUGGUGCUUUGGUUCGUAACUUUAUUGUCAGGGCUACAGAACUGAAAGCUUCUACACAAUGUGAAGAUAAUAUAUUUACUUGGCAAACCUACAAUGCUCUGUUUAUCAUCAGGAGUUUAUGCAAGUAUUUUGUUGAAAACCUCAGCGAAGAACUUAUAACACAACAGUUUGAUUCUGUCAACUCAGCUGAAGCAGAAUGUGAUUCAGAUGACGACACUCCUCUUGCAGAGAAAUUAAUGAACUCUCUCGUGGAAUUGCUUGUCGACGUUCCAGUUGUGAAUUUCUCUUAUGCUUUGCAUUUGGAGGCAUUGAACACUCUGAUAGUUUUGCUGUCUAUCCAAAUGUAUCAACCCCAAGCAGCCUCCAACUUUGCCUAUUACAGAUAUAUGAUGCAAGGAAAAUGUCUGUCUGAGACUGAACCUGGGUGUCUGAGAUAUAAACUCCUUGUUUUUAAGUGUAAAUAUAUGUGUAUAUUUGCUCUAGCUGGUCUUUGGAAUGUUGUGACACUUGGAAUGGGUAGUACUGCCAAAAAGAAAGAAGAUGAAUUUAUCACUGAAGCACUUUUAGCCAACCAAAGUAUUCUGUUUGUACUAGUGUUGGCUAAUCACUGUACAGGGGAACGCAAGAUGAUUAAUCCCUAUCGACAGGCACUCUGCUCUUUCACCAAUUCUCAAGAUGAAUCAGAGAGUUCUGUCCCAACAGAAGCAGUUGCAACCUUCAAGCUAGACUUCUCUAAAUUGUAUAAUACACUUUGUGAAACACUUCGAGAUGAUCAAACUACUUUGCUUUUGUAUCUUUUACUGCACAGAAAUCCCCACAUGAAAGCUUUCAUCUUAUCCAGAACAAAUAUAGAUUCAUUAGUGAUGCCUAUCCUACAAAUCCUAUACCAUGCACAAGACAAAAACUCCCAUCAUAUUUAUAUGGCACUUAUUAUCUUAUUGAUUCUAAGCGAGGAUGAUGUCUUUAAUCGUGCAAUUCAUGAUGUUACAAUAAAACAUGUACCUUGGUUCAAAGAAAGAAGUAUCAAUGAAGUCACAUUAGGAGGUCUCCUCAUUCUCGUUGUCAUACGAACCAUCCAAUACAAUAUGACACGGAUGAGAGAUAAAUACUUACACACAAAUUGUCUUGCUGCAUUAGCCAAUAUGUCUUCUAACUUCAACAACUUACAUCCUUAUGUUGCUCAGCGAAUUGUCAGUUUGUUUGCUCAACUGUGCAAGAAACACAGCAAAUUGGUUGAACAUAUUCGAAGUGCUGCAGUGAAUGGUUCUCUUGAAAUGGAACAAGGAAAUGGUGUUGACUCAGAUUCAGAUAUAGAUUAUGUACAAGACUUAGCAGUUCUUGAAGAAGUGAUUCGAAUGGUGUUGGAAAUAAUCAAUUCCUGUCUAACAAAUGGAAUCUUACAUAAUCCAAACUUGGUCUACUCUCUUUUGUAUCAGAAAGAUCAGUUUGGGAUGUUUCGAACGCAUCCGACUUUCCAAGAUAUUAUUCAAAAUAUUGAUACUGUUUUAGCCUAUUUUUCUUCCAAACUAGAACAAAAUGGACAGAAUCUUUCUCCAAAUGAAGUUUUAACAACCAUUAAGGAAGGGUCUUUACAGUUUCGUAAAGAUCGAUUAAGAAAAUUUCCCGAGCUGCGUUUUAAGUAUGUCGAAGAAGAAUCUCCAGAAGAAUUUUUCAUCCCUUACAUGUGGUCAUUGGUCUUUCACUCAUCACACUUGUAUUUCAACCCAGCUCGAAUCGUACUCUUCUCCCUGGCUGUUUCCUGAGAUUUACUUUCUACUGGUGGCAGUGAGGCUGACGCUGGUGGGGCAAACGUGCCUCAAAGGACUCCUAAUACUUGUAGCUAUGGCAACAGAACUGAAAUAUGGAUGACGAAAACCAGAAA